Molecule: messenger RNA, 4041 nt
Organism: Alosa sapidissima (American shad)
Lineage: Eukaryota; Metazoa; Chordata; Actinopteri; Clupeiformes; Clupeidae
Product: rho GTPase-activating protein 26-like
Exons: 24
Coding region: 528-2912 (794 amino acids)
Biological process (GO): signal transduction
Cellular component (GO): cytoplasm
Molecular function (GO): protein binding; GTPase activator activity
Source: RefSeq, a predicted model, not a curated record
GAAGGCCAUUGGUCGGAGUCUGGAUCAAUCACACGAUAAUCUGGUUCAGGGUAGGUUGGUACAGGCGCCAGCGCUGAAGAAAGAGCUCUACGUUUUAAACGCCCAGGGAGGAUUCCGCAAUUACCGCGUUUCGCUUUUCCCCCUUCUUCUUCCUCCCCGUGCCUGGACAAUAUGACGUUGUCAUGAGGAAUGCAGUAGUUUACCUGCAAUCGUGGACAGCCUGGACAUAAACAUCCACUAAGCACUUUUGCCACAGAGUGGCAUCGACUUCGCUUUCUCCCGAUUUGAAAUUCUGCGAUGCGGUUUGGAAUUUUUCCUUUUUUCUAAUAGCAGCCAGAUCCUCGUUCGCUAAACAGUGGAUGUUUUUAGAGUGCUUCUGAGUAUGUAGAGUGCACAUUGCUAAGUUAAAAAAAUACAUAUACUUUUACCAUUUGGCCCUGUGCUUCUGCUGGUGGGGAGAGCAUCAUCAGCCAAAGGUUUCUAUCUACUUCGAAGACUUUGUUGUGGCUUUUGGACAGCGCGCAGACAUGGGAUUGCCUGCUCUGGAGUUCAGCGACUGCUAUCUGGACAGUCCACAGUUCCGAGACAGGCUUAAGUCUCACGAACUGGAACUGGACAAGACCAAUAAGUUUAUCAAGGAGCUGAUCAAGGAUGGAAAGGCGUUAAUCCAGGCACUGAAAAAUCUGUCCACGGCCAAGAGGAAAUUCGCAGAGUCUCUCAAUGAGUUCAAGUUCCAGUGCAUUGGAGACGCUGAGACGGAUGAUGAAAUCUGUAUUGCCAAGUCGUUACAGGAGUUUGCUGGAGUGUUACAAAACCUGGAAGAUGAAAGGACUCGCAUGAUUGAGAACGCCAGUGAUGUGCUGAUCAUGCCACUGGAGAGGUUCCGCAAGGAGCAGAUCAGUGCUGCUAAGGAGGCCAAGAAGAAGUAUGACAAAGAGACAGAGAAGUACUGUGCUGUGCUGGAGAAGCACCUCAGCCUGUCGGCUAAGAAGAAGGAGGCCCACCUGCAUGAGGCGGAUAACCAGGUGGACCAUGUGAGGCAGCACUUCUAUGAGGUGUCUCUGGAGUACGUGUUCAAGGUACAAGAGGUGCAGGAACGGAAGAUGUUUGAGUUUGUGGAACCGUUGCUGGCGUUCCUCCAGGGCCUCUUCACUUAUUACCACCAUGGCUAUGAGCUGGCCAAAGACUUCAACCACUUCAAAACCAACCUGACCAUCAGCAUCCAGAAUACGCGGAACCGAUUCGAGAGCACGCGUUCUGAGGUGGAGGGCUUGAUGAGGAAGAUGAAGGAGAACCCGCACGAGCACAAGAGCAUCAGUCAGCACACCAUGGAGGGCUACCUAUUCGUGCAGGAGAAACGCUCGUUCGUGUCCACCUGGGUGAAGUACUACUGCACGUACCACCGUGAGCCCAAGCGUAUAACUAUGGUGUUAUUUGACCAAAAGUCUGGUGGGAAAAUAGGAGAGGAGGAGAGUUUCGUCCUGAAGUCGUGCAUACGGAGGAAAACAGACUCCAUUGAGAAGCGCUUCUGUUUUGACGUGGAGGCUGUCGACCGGCCUGGUGUGAUCACCAUGCAGGCUCUUUCAGAGGAAGAUCGCAGGUUAUGGAUGGAGGCCAUGGAUGGUCGAGAACCAGUGUACAACAUGAAUAAGGACAGUCAAAAUGAAGCCAUGGCUCAGUUGGAUGUCACCGGUUUCAACGUGGUGAAGAAGUUCAUCUAUGCGGUUGAAACCAGAGGCAUUGAGGACCAGGGCCUGUACCGGAUCGUGGGUGUGAACUCCCGAGUGCAAAAGCUGCUGGGUCUCGCCAUGGAUCCUAAAACAUGUGCUGAUGUAGAACUGGACAGCACAGAGUGGGAGAUCAAGACCAUUACCAGCGCCAUCAAGCAUUACCUCAGGGUGCUACCUGCACCCCUCAUGACCUAUCAGUACCAGAGGAGCUUCAUCAAAGCUGCCAAGCUGGACAACCCGGAGGCGCGCGUGGCCGAGAUCCACAGCCUGGUCCAUCGGCUGCCUGAGAAGAAUCGGCAGAUGCUCGAGCUGCUUAUGAAACAUUUGGCAAACGUGGCCAAUCAUCACCAGCAGAACCUGAUGACAGUGGCCAAUCUGGGCGUGGUGUUUGGCCCCACUCUGCUCCGCCCCCAGGAAGAGACGGUGGCGGCCAUCAUGGACAUCAAGUUCCAGAAUAUCGUGGUGGAGAUUCUCAUCGAGAACCAUGAGAAGAUCUUCAGAGAGUCGCCGGCCGGUGGAGGAGGAGGUUCGGCCAACAGCAACGACCUCGCCGUGAGGAGGCGCAGCACGGAGAGCAAAGCGCCGUCCUGCAGCGAGAGGCCACUCACGCUGUUCCACACACCCAGCAACGCGCAGGAGAGAGCAGAGAAGAGAUCAAGUGUGGUGCUCAACUCGGACACCCUCAGCACCCCUCCGUUGGCCAACUGCAACAGCUCUCACCCCGGGUCCCUCACCAUCGCUCACCCGAGCUCGCACGCGGCCACACACACGCCCGUCUGGACCCGCCUCAACAGCCUCCCCACAGGAGACAUGGACCUCGACGGUGUCCUGCUGAUGAGACAGAACCGGCCCAACUCGCUGUUUAAUUCCAAGAGCCGUUCAAGUGUUCCAACAAGUCCGGUAUCUCCUAGCCCCACCUCUCCUCGCUCUCCCUCCUGGCCGAUGUUCUCUGCCCCUUCCAGUCCUCAGCCCGCCUCCUCAUCUGCAGACUCUUCCCCUCUCAGCGUACAGCGAAAGGCACGAGCCCUCUACGCGUGCAAGGCAGAGCAUGAUUCAGAACUCUCCUUCAUCGCAGGGACCAUUUUUGAGAAUGUCCAUCGUUCACGGGAGCCCGGCUGGCUCGAGGGGACGCUGGACGGACGGACGGGGCUGAUCCCGGAGAACUACGUGGAGUUCCUGUAGCCAUGGAAACCAAGAGGAUGGCAUUGCACUGCACGCCCCCACAGCGUAGGCUGGAGAGGAUCCAUCCUGCCCCCCCCCCCAUCCUCUCCGCCCACAUCUCUUGCAUUGGAGGUUUAUCGAGGACUUCUAUGUGUGUGUGUGUGUGUGUGUGUGUGUUUAGGGGUAAGCAGGGGAAGGGUGGAGAGAGAGAGAGAGAGAUUGUGUGUGUGUGUGUGUGUGUGUGCGUGAUUAUGUAUUUGUAAGGGAGAUUUGGGUAGUUUGAUAGUAUCACAUUAUGGCUUCAUCAUUCCACCUCUUUUUCUUUUUCUUCCAAAAUGCACUGCCGUUGCUUUGAGCAUUGUUGACAUAUUUUUACGACCACUUAAAAAGGGAAAAGGAAGAAUAGUUUUGGGACCAAAAGUUGCGGCUGUUCUCUCCUUUGGUAUACAACUUUUGGAGUACUGAAUAAUCUCCAGGCAAAGCCUCUAGACAUACGAUGGCACAAAUGGCGUUUUCACAGAGAGGGGUUGUUUUUUCCACGUGGGCACUGACGUGCUUGGGAUUUUCCCCCCGGACGAGACGGUGCACGCCAGCUGUUCUUUCAGUGCACAGAACUGCUCUUCAUCUCUCUCUCUCUCUCUCUCUUUUUACUCAGAACUACUGAGGUAAAUCUCUGUGAGUACAUUCAAUCCUGGAAAAAAGGGUGGUGGACCAAUUCUGGACAUGUGUUUUUUUUUUAUAUAUUAUUGGGAGCGCAUUUCAAUGAAUAUUAAGUGUUUUUGCUUUCUCAUAAACAGGAAUAUCAAAAGGGGAAAUUUGUGAAACAAACAAACAUGUUUAAUGUGAAUCAACUUCUUUGGUUGUACUGAAGAAGUCACCUAUUUAUAAUCCUCUCUGAAGCGAGACCCUGCUCCUUGCCCUUUUUCGGAGUGUAUUAACCUUGUAAAUAACAUUUGAUAAGGUAUAAUUUUUUAAGUAUAAAAAUUUAUAUUUUGUAUUGUAGCAUACUAACUUAAUUUUUUUAGCAUUCAAGUUGCUUCCUCAUCUUCUGUCCUUUUUGAGCCUUAAUACUUUUAGAUCAGAUGAUAUCUGUACAGGAAUUGUGAGCCAGACGGGCAGUUUGUUUCCCAUUAAAAUCAGAGAGGUUUAA